Triplophysa dalaica is the source of this 4079-nucleotide messenger RNA. It is a transcript of the gene chrm5b, whose product is annotated as cholinergic receptor, muscarinic 5b. The transcript is spliced from 2 exons. NCBI's taxonomy places the organism in Eukaryota, Metazoa, Chordata, Actinopteri, Cypriniformes, Nemacheilidae. Gene Ontology annotation, molecular function: G protein-coupled acetylcholine receptor activity; G protein-coupled serotonin receptor activity. The record is from RefSeq and is a predicted model, not a curated record. Gene Ontology annotation, cellular component: synapse; dendrite; plasma membrane. Gene Ontology annotation, biological process: adenylate cyclase-inhibiting G protein-coupled acetylcholine receptor signaling pathway; G protein-coupled receptor signaling pathway, coupled to cyclic nucleotide second messenger; chemical synaptic transmission. Bases 2156 to 3658 code for a protein of 500 amino acids.
UUGUCAAUAAUUGUAAACAUGGUUGGUCUGAUAAAUCAACAUUAGCUCAACCAUUGACCUCAGAGUUUAGGACGGGGUUACCUGUUACACUCCCAAAAGAAAGGUAGAAAAGCUGUAACUGGGACUAAACUAUUUUAAAAAGUACACUUUUGCACCUAAAGAGUGUGUUUGGUAAAUUAAAGGUACAUAUUGGUACCAAAUGUAUACAAAAUUGCACAAUAAUUUUGUUAAAUACCUAACCUUAAGUACCUAAAUAUUAGGAACUCCUGAGAGUGAUGGGAGUCAUUUUUGGCAAUUAUUUUGCUAUUCUGUUUGUUGGAACAUCACAGAAAUUACACAAAAAAGGUUAGAUUCUUUAUUUUACUGUCCUUAAUGUUUAUUUCUUUAUUUCUGAAAUUUAACAUGUUAACACAUUUUCAAAUACCUGAAAAUACUGUAAAAGAAUACUGCAAAAAAAGUUGAUAAAGUUAACCUUCAUCUAAUGUGAAUAACCAAGAUGUUACAGAGCCUAAUAUUUAUUCUGAUACCCACAUUAUAGUGGAGGUAACAUCCUAUGUCAUGCAUUCUGACUGUUGAACAUGCUUGCUUCCCAUGCUUAACAUGCUAAACUUGUAAAAAAACGAGAUGGAUGUAGUAUUUCUGUGCUUGAUACACUCAAAAGUUUUUUGAAAAAGCCUGGAUCCCUAUUUCGCAACAGGGAUACUAUUCCUUUUAUAGGACAAUUCUCCCGCAAAGAGCCCACCCAUGCGCCAACCGACGAGCGAGAUCCGCUUGCCAUCAAGAUUGUCUGCGCUGCGUCAAGAUUGGCUGUGCUGAUGCACUUUACUCUUGCGAUAAUAAAGUUUAGGUGUUCACAGUAUUUCACUGAUAGAUGUUAUAUAAUAGAUAUAUAAAAUGCUGGAUUUGAAGAUCGUUUGAAACAUAGAUGGCCCAAUCCCAGUUCAAAAAGAUGCCGGGCAUGAACUGCACGCGGUAAGUGAAACUAAGUCAUAUGUCUGUGUAUUAUUGCCAAUCGGCGUGAACAUGCAAAAUGUACAAAACACGAAGGGAUAAAUGUGAUGGUGUUGCUUGUUCGUGCUGUAGUUCCAUCCCACUGUCCCCCCUAGUCCCACCUCUAGCAGCUUGUGUUUACAGAAAUAAUCGUACAGCUCUCUUUUAUAAAUUUGAUCAAACUAAAUACUCUUCGAAGAUAUGACGUAUGCAAUACUACUGUAUAGGUACGGAAGAUUAAUAUGAGAUUGGCAGAAACUGAGUGCUUUACCCAUAUCUUUAUAAGAAUAGUAAAAUUAUUCACCAGCAUCCUCGCUAAAUCGUAAUUACUUAAAUUUCUAACCAAAUCUCCAAAUUGUUCUCUGCAGUACACCAAUAACAAAACACAUAACCUAUUUAACCAUGAGUUAAAUUUAUUCACAGUUGACCUGUGUCAAAAGACAGUUAUUAAAGCCUCCAUUAUACUUCAGUAACAUCAUACCGCUCCCCCCCCUCAACUGACUACAGCAUGAUUUACCUUCACCCCUUCAUUUCUGCUUUGGCUCCUCUUUCUCCUCCCAUUCUAAACGUCUGUCUGUUCACUGCCCCAAAUCAUGACGAUCAUCCCAGCCCAGUGGGAAUGACCUCCUCCCAGCCACUCACAUCUGUGACUGUCAGAGACUCCACACGCAGGAGCACACAUUCAUCCAGAGAGAAAGAGUAAAGGAUAGAGAGAGAGAGAGAUAUUCAGCAUCAUCUCCCAUUAUCCUCCACUACUGCUGAGGAACACCGACUUCUACAAAAGAGAUGUUAUCUGUUGGUCCUCCACAGGACAAUCUAAGAUAUCACGACAAAUGUUCUGGACUUUCGAUUUACAACUAGAGACAGAGCUUGUCUAGAGUCCUAGACAACCAUCUAAUAACAGCGGAAAGAGUGUUUACCUUAAGGAUUACAUAAUUUAAGAUGAAUAGACUCGUGACUGGGGAUGGUGACAGUUUCCUAGACAAGAAGGUUUGGGAUGUGUUCAGAGACAGUCUGACAAAGGCGGAUUUGGAUGGAGUUCAAGGCUGGGUGAGGAAAACUGUGAGGAUUGCAUCUAUCUAAGAGUAUCCUAUAUCAACUGAUCAUGAAGAACACAGUGAAACUUUCAUCCAGAGUUUGCUACUAAUGGGUUCACACUGACAGGAUGGAUAAUAUUGUAAAUUCAACUGCAGGUGGAAAUGUUUCAGCUAUGCUGCCUGCCCCGUACAGCCUGCUGGAGGUCAUUACUAUUGCAACCGUAUCUGCUGUAGUGAGCCUCAUUACAAUAGUGGGCAAUGUUUUAGUGAUGCUCUCUUUCAAGGUGAACAGCCAACUUAAGACCGUAAACAACUAUUAUCUACUAAGUUUAGCUUUUGCAGACCUCAUCAUUGGCGUUUUCUCCAUGAACCUGUACACAUGCUACAUUCUCAUGGGAUACUGGUCUUUGGGCAACAUAGCAUGCGAUCUUUGGUUGGCACUUGAUUACGUUGCAAGUAACGCAUCGGUGAUGAACUUGCUUGUCAUCAGCUUUGAUAGGUACUUCUCAAUAACAAGACCGCUCACCUAUAGGGCUAAACGGACCCCGAAACGUGCAGGCAUCAUGAUUGGCUUGGCAUGGUUGAUAUCUUUCAUAUUGUGGGCGCCACCUAUUCUGUGCUGGCAGUAUUUUGUCGGCAAGAGAACCGUUUCUCCCGACCAAUGCGAAAUACAGUUCUUCUCAGAACCCAUAAUUACAUUCGGGACGGCUAUAGCAGCUUUUUACAUCCCGGUAUCCAUCAUGACAAUUUUGUAUUGCAAAAUCUACAAAGAAACAGAGAAGCGCACAAAGAAUUUGGCAGAACUGCAAGGAUACCCAUCUUUAGACAGUCACGAAGGACCUAAAGAACGGAAGCCAAUACUACGAUGCUUCAGCUUUAAAAACAACAGGGAUGGGACUCAAGCAUCGUGGUCUUCAUCCAACCAGAGUUAUGUUACAAGGACAACCAUGCAAUCCGAGGAUCUGUGGACAAAGUCACACCAGGUGACCAGCUUAAACAGUUAUACAUCAUCAGAGGAUGAGCGCUCAGUCUCGGAUGCAACUCCACGAGAAUCUUUGAAGAACCAAGAAUCUAUAGGAAAUAAGAAUGGACAGCUGGAUUGUGAUGAAGACAACAUAAGUGACCCUGCAAAGCAGUGCUCACAAACAAACAGUAAAAAAUGUUUGGCAUACAAGUUCAAGCCAAUCCUCAGCAAUAUUACCACUUUUCAAUCCAACAAUCAGUCUGAGAGACCAAACGCAGAUCACCGAUACACAUCAGAGACACAGGUUCCAUCAUCCACAUCAACCCAACCAGAAGUUCCAACCUUGAAAAUCCAGAUGACAAAACGGAAAAGAAUGGUUCUUGUCAAGGAGAAAAAGGCGGCUCAGACUCUCAGUGCGAUUCUCCUAGCUUUUAUCCUCACGUGGACCCCAUACAACAUCAUGGUUCUCAUUUCCACCUUCUGUUCUAACUGCAUCCCCGUCUCUCUCUGGCAUCUGGGCUACUGGCUCUGCUACGUCAACAGCACAAUCAACCCUAUGUGCUACGCCCUAUGCAACAAGACCUUCCAGAAGACAUUUUGGAUGCUCAUCCUCUGCAAAUGGAAAAGGAACAGAGGAGAUGAAAAGCUAUACUAUCAAAGCCAUUAAAUACAUAUGAAUGUAAUAAUGGCUGAAUGUUAAACCAGUUCAAGAUGUGAUACAAUUGUUUUUAUAUCAAUAUUUAAUUUUAGCUAUGUAUGUAAAAGAGAAGCUCUUAGAAUAUUCCUCUUCAUAUUCCAGGCUAUACUUGUUUAGCUACGGUGCAUGUAUUGUUCAUGUUGCCUGUUUGAAACAUUGUAAAACUUAGUAAUUUAAACUGAAAUUAAUUGUGAGGUGCCAAAAUAUGAGGUUAUAAAAAAUAUUAGUUGGUUUUGCUUGAAGAUACAUGUAAUGAUUUCCUACACUGCUUGCAUAAAAAUAAACUGAUGUUUCUUCCACUUAGGAUCACAGGUUUUUAUUAUUAUUAUCACUUAAUUAUUUAAAAUCAUCACUUUUGUAAAAAAACAUGUCAAAUGUGUUUCAUUGUACC